Pseudogymnoascus destructans is the source of this 2723-nucleotide messenger RNA. RefSeq lists its product as uncharacterized. Gene Ontology annotation, molecular function: DNA-binding transcription factor activity, RNA polymerase II-specific; RNA polymerase II cis-regulatory region sequence-specific DNA binding. Bases 367 to 1878 code for a protein of 503 amino acids. The record is from RefSeq and is a predicted model, not a curated record. Gene Ontology annotation, cellular component: chromatin. The transcript is spliced from 5 exons. Gene Ontology annotation, biological process: regulation of transcription by RNA polymerase II. Lineage: Eukaryota; Fungi; Ascomycota; Leotiomycetes; Thelebolales; Thelebolaceae.
GGCUCGGUGGUGAAAAGUAAGGAUCCCAAAGAGACUCGCCUUCUUUUUCCUCUCUCCAUACUACCUCUCCAAUACUUGCCACCCUAUCUCUUUCCUUCCUUCCGUUCAAAAUCGUUCAGCAGUGCGCAGCAGCGCCCCCAGAUGUCCGCUUAUUUCUGGUAAUACCGCCGCAAUUGCAUUGUAUUCAAUCAAUCUUCCUUGUCUCUGUGACAUUCUUAGUAACAUUCUGGAUCUGCGUUCCGCCCUCACUAUCUGUUCUUCCUCUUCCAUUCGUCGAGCUCCGAGUAUCUAUUCCCGUGGGGCUGAAGGAGGCUAUCCCGCCUCGGUCUUCCUUCGUUAUCGAAAUAAAGUCUCCAAUCGCCCAGAAUGUCUAGUCUACGAGAUAUAAUGGACGUGGAUGUGGAGCCUCUCGAGUCUCAAGCCAUCCAAAGAUCAAGAGACGUCGCGCUCCUCCAAAACCAAUCCCUCGACACAUUGUCGAGGAUAGUACCAAGCACUACACAGCGGUCCGUCAAGAGGAAACGCCUAACCCGCGUCAGCAAGCCUUCAUCGUCGGCGGGGUCGCCACGCUCAGGCACCACACGUCGGCGCAGUAGUGGCGCGACAGAGCUGAUGGAUCCAUCGGGUUACGGGCAAGGCGGCUCGCAAAAUAAUAUGAGGCCAUCGUUGCCGCGCGGGCUCGAAGCAGAACAGCCUGUCCGAUAUACUCCAGUCACUGGGCGUGUGAGCAAGGCAAAGAAGGGCCAGCCCGUCCAUGUCUGUGAGCAAUGUGAUGAGCCAAGGGCCUUCACAAGAGCAGAGCACUUACGACGCCACCAACUAAGCCACGAACAAGCAAACCUGCCGUGCACCUUUCCAGAUUGUGAGAGGGUCUUUCACCGUCCCGACCUUCUCUCUCGACACAUGAGUCGGCAUGAAAUUCAAGGUGAUGGGCCGUAUAGGACCAGCCAUUACAAGCCUAUCGACAACGAGCAGGGAUCACGAUCAUCGUCGACAUCGAGCAAUCCACGAACACCACCACAAAAGUAUUUACCGCAGCAGCCCAACAUGAAUGCGCCCAACUCAUCUCCCAACAUCCAGGCUCCCACGGCAAAUACAAGUGCAAAUAUGCGCCUGUCGAAGGAAUACGAACCUAUAAUGGGUUCCUUCCAGGCCGUCAACGUCUCGGAACCCUCAAACCAACGCCCGCGGAGCCGCACCGACGGCUUCGAGACCUCUGGUCUCCGAUUCUCCCCCGCGAGCGGCUCCAUGACCUCCCACGCCCUCAACACCACCUCCACCUACCACACCAUCCCCAUGAGCGCCAACAUGGCCUCUGACUUCCUCCUCAGCCAGCCUUCCACCCUCGGUCCCGCCUUCGAACAGUCCACCUACUCCUCCCUCACCUCAAACUUCUACUCCGCCUCUGGCCCCGGCGACAUCCCCCCACUCACCCUCCAAGUCCCCGACCACGCCUACAACCCCUCCCUAGCAUCCCCUCCCUACAACUCCUCCGAGUCCACCUGGUCCACCCCCUCUGACGUCUCGCGCCAAGGCACCGCCUGGCCGCGCGACCGCGCCCUCCCCGCCGGCUGGGCCGCUGCUGAGUCCCUCUCCACGGCUGCGCAGCAGCAACAGCAACCUCUGCUUAUCGCGCAGAACAUGCAUCUUCUCCACCAACAGGGGGGUCUCGAUAUCGUCCCCGAGCGCUUCGAGGGCCAGUUUAUUCCGAAUACACGGCAAUACGGUAAUUCAAUUGUGAUCUGCCAGCCGCUGGAUGAGCAGGGUGGCGUUGAGGGGGCCGGUGAUAUGUACAACAAAGACGGAUCAGACGCGAGGGACUACCCGCACCAGCAGCAUGGUCAGUUUAUGGAUGACCGCUUCUAUUGCUAUAUAUAAGGACAAGGGCUCAUGUGGAUUCGCAGUUUUCGGCAGCGGCUUUUACCACGGUCUUUGAGCCCGCUUUUUCCGGUUUUAAUAACUGGUGAGGCAGGCCGCGAUAUCUUUUUUAUUAAAGAAUAAUUUGUUUGAGAGAGAGGGAAAAUGGGGGUGGGUGGGAACAGACGGACCAGAUGAGACAGACGAAAAGACAGAUGAAGAUGGGACAGGAGUCAUGAUUUUUUUGGGUGUUUUUUUUGGGGAUAAGUUAGAGCAUACGCACAACCUCGCACCAAACCAACGAUCAAACUUCACCACCAACACCGCCACCGCCACCACAACGCCUUUCUUCUAACCCCGAUACCCGAAACGGCAUAAUGACCAUAUUUUUUAAAGCUUCAAUUAAACAACUCUGCUUCUUUGUUUGUUUUUUUGGCUUUUAGUUUUAUUAUUAUUAUUAUUAACGUUAACUUAUACUUCUUGCCUCCUUGCUUUUCUCUGAGUGCUUUGUGGUUUCGUGUGCUUUUAUCUUGGUGCUUCCUUCCAUCUUCUCAUGAUGCUUCUUACCUUCCGGCCAUUUACUCUUUCAUCUCACUUACCGCUUGGUGCUUUUGUUUGCAUACCCGUUUUGCCGCACAUUUUUGUUUUGAUGUUUCUGCGAGGACGGCGGGUUGUGGAUGAGAUGGGAUGAUGUGAGAUAAGGCAUAACACCCACCCUAGGGUCACGUAUACAACAAAAGACAUACAGGUAGGCAUAAUCGAGGACAAACGGAUAACAGGGGCGGGGAAAUAUAUCCCAAAAGUUACACGCAACUGAUGCACCGCAUCGAUGGUGGGGCUGCGGGUUUAGGUAUACGAUGGAUUGG